This is a messenger RNA of Darwinula stevensoni, 4930 nucleotides long. Lineage: Eukaryota; Metazoa; Arthropoda; Ostracoda; Podocopida; Darwinulidae. The record is from the annotation of a GenBank genome assembly.
AUGGACGCUUUUGUGAGGUGGGAGCGUCCAGAAGACGUUACUCGCAUGCGUGAAUGGGUCACGAGAUCGAGGAAAGGCGCAUGCGUCGAUGGUGGAAAAGGACUGUUGGAAAAGACGGCGGAGAAAUGCGCCUAUGAGGGCGAGAGCGCGAGGACUGGCAUGGCAGCUCACAGCAGAGUCCAUCCUUUGAGUUGCAAGCCGACGUUGGCCUGGAACGAGAUAAGGAGGACGCAAAAAGUCUUCAAGAUUCCUGUGAAGAACCCAUCCACCCCGGCGAAGGAGGGAAAAGUUCGUUUUGUUUGCAUGAGUGACACCCACAACCGCACAAAGAAUCUGCCAUUUGUCGUUCCAAAGGGCGAUGUGCUCAUACAUGCAGGGGACUUCACAUAUAUUGGGGAAACUGAAGAGAUAACUGCCUUCAAUGAAUGGCUUGGGGAGCUUCCUCACAAGUUCAAGGUGGUUAUAGCAGGGAACCAUGAAUUGAGUUUUGAUCCACUCUAUGAGGGAAAGCUGCCUGAAGUUCUUCGAGCAACUCACAUAGGCCACGGAGUGCUCUCACCAAUUCCCCGCCGUGGCCAGGCAGGGGAUCACCUUGCUUCUGAUGUCAAUAGGAAGGCAGCAGAGCAGGCAAAGAAACUUCUCACCAAUGCAAUCUAUUUGGAAGAUUCAUCCACCAUGUUGUAUGGCAUCAAGAUAUAUGGGACCCCAUGGCAGCCAGAAUUCGGUCAGGGGGCCUUCAAUCUACCUCGGGGUGAAGAAUGCCUAGCCAAGUGGGACCUGAUCCCAGAUGAUACUGACAUCUUGGUGAAAUGGUUGGAUCAGCAGCGAGAGAGGCAUAGAGUGAAGCGGAGUUCUAUAGGGGGAAGGCGGAUGGAAUCAGCAGACCUGGCCUCUUUCUUCCACUCACUUCGUGAAUUCCAUGAGGAUUCCCAAAGGUCAUCCUUAUCCCAGGGCUCCUUCCCAUUCCCUGACCCCCUCUAUGGAGAACAGUGGUACUUGCAUGGGGGAGCGGAUGGGGGAUGGGAUAUGAAUGUGGCCCCAGUCUGGAAGAAAGGCUAUACAGGGAAAGGAGUUGUCAUCUCCAUCUUGGAUGAUGGCAUUCAACAUGAUCAUCCAGAUAUCCAUCUCAAUUAUGAUCCUCUGGCAAGUUAUGACAUUAAUGACAAGGACCCUGACCCAAUGCCUCGAAACAACGGUGACAACAAGCAUGGGACCCGAUGUGCUGGAGAAGUUUCAGCCACAGCCUUCAAUCACUACUGUGGUGUUGGAGUUGCCUACAACUCCAGCAUUGGCGGUGUGAGGAUGUUAGAUGGUCCUGUGAAUGAUGCUGUGGAGGCCCAUGCUCUGAGUCUGAACCCUGACCACAUUGACAUUUACUCAGCAUCCUGGGGACCUGAAGAUGAUGGGAAGACUGUAGAUGGACCUGGACCUUUGGCCAGGCGGGCCUUCAUCAAUGGCAUCAUGAAGGGUCGAUCAGGUAAAGGAUCCAUCUUUGUGUGGGCCUCGGGGAAUGGAGGAAGGCAUGUGGAUAACUGCAAUUGUGAUGGAUACACCAAUUCCAUCUUCACACUCUCUAUCUCCAGUGCCACUCAGCGCGGCUUGAAACCAUGGUAUCUAGAGGAGUGCGCCUCAACUUUGGCAACAACAUACAGCUCAGGAACUCCAUCACAAGAUAAGGGAGUGGCUACCUGUGAUCAGGAUGCUGAGCUUCGACAUGACCGCAUCUGUACUGUUGAACACACUGGGACUUCAGCAUCUGCUCCAAUAGCUGGGGCUAUCUGUGCCCUGGCCUUAGAAGCAAACCAUGAAUUGACAUGGAGGGACAUGCAGUAUCUGGUGGUUAUGACAUCAAGACCAGAACCAUUGCAGCGUGAGGGUGGCUGGGUUACCAAUGGAGUCAACCGUCAAGUGAGUCACAUGUUUGGCUACGGUCUGAUGGAUGCCGAGGCACUGGUGAACUUAGCUGAGAGGUGGACCACAGUUCCUCCUCAACACAUUUGUCAGACAAGGACUGAUACUACUCAGAGGACAAUACCAUCUGAGCCUGGAGGAACAUUGGAAGCCACCAUGUCCACUGAUGGAUGUGCUGGGACACUGAAUGAAGUUCGGUUCUUGGAACAUGUCCAAUGCAAGAUCACUCUGAGAUUUUUGCCAAGAGGGAACCUACGAAUCAUGCUCACAUCCCCUAUGGGCACUCCAACAACCCUCCUCUUUGAGCGUCCACGGGAUGUCCUCAACUCCAAUUUUGAUGAAUGGCCAUUCCUCUCUGUGCAUUUUUGGGGUGAAGCUGCUCCUGGAGUCUGGAAACUCACCAUUGCAAAUGCAGGGAAGAGACGUGUCUCUCAGCCAGGGUUGCUGCGUUCAUGGCAGAUGAUCUUCUAUGGGACAGACAUCAACCCUGUGAGGUUGAAGGAUGGAGGGAGCACGGUGUCGCAGGUCGGACAGCGUCAUCCUAUGUCUUUCUUCCCCCCAUCUUCCUCAUCGACCCCAUUCGUCCGUCCCCGUCCACACCCACUUCAUCGCCCCACCCCUCAACCUUUCUUCCACAGCUUCCCCAACAUUUUCUCACUGGCUGGCAGCUCUAAGGUUGAGACCUGGGUGGAUGUGAAUGGGACAACAGUGAACCCUAGGACAUCCUUGUCAAAUGCAACCUGUCAUAAGGAGUGUUCUGAUAGUGGUUGCUUUGGGCCUGGUCCCCAUCAGUGUCACCAGUGCCUGCACUUUCAGCACAACACAUCCUGUGUGAAAGCAUGUCCAGAAGGAACGUAUAGUGAUGCCUACCGUAAAUGUGGGGCAUGCCAUGAGUCAUGUGCUUCUUGCACUGGACCCAACCUAAACCAGUGUCUUGCAUGUACUCAGAAUCUCUUCUACAUCCUGGAUCUCUCACUCUGUGUCUCCAUGUGCCCUGAGGGAUACCUUCAAGAGGAGGCAACCAAGCACUGCAUUACUUGUGAGCCCCAUUGUGCAUCAUGUGCUGGGUCCCCGAAUCAUUGCAUUCAUUGUGAUCAUCACCUGUUCCUUCUCAAUCAUACCUGUGUCCCUACUUGCCCCCUUGGAUAUUUUGAAACCUCUUAUCACAGUUGUGAAGCUUGCGAUGAAUCAUGUGAGACAUGUGUUGGCUCUGAGUCAAACAGCUGUGCAACUUGUUAUCCUGGUAUGUAUCACAUGAAUGGGACCUGCAUGAAGUCAUGUCCUCUUGGCUUUUAUGGUCAUGACCACAAUCGGGAGUGCUACCAAUGUCCUCCAGGUGACCAUCCCAUUCCUGAUUCAAAUGAAGUUCAGUUCAAACUGUGCCAGUACUUUGACGGAGAGAGGUGUCGUCCCUGUCACGAGACGUGUGACCUAUGCAGAGGGGGUGAAGCAGGUGAUUGCGUAUCAUGUGUUGAGAACUUGUUCUUUUUCCGUGGUCACUGCUAUGACACAUGUCCCGAGGGAUACUAUGAGUCUCCUGAUGGGACCACAUGCCUCCAGUGUGCCCAUGGGUGCCUUGCCUGCUCACUCCUUGACCAGUGUCGCCAGUGUGACUCUGGAUUGUUCCUAAAGGGCGGAAGGUGUAUGGUAUCCUGUGAGAUGGGAUACUACAGUGACUUGGGUACAUGUCGGGCAUGUGACCCAUCAUGUGCAUCAUGCAGUGGUCCUGAGAAUAACCAGUGCUUGGAAUGCCCUGAAGGAAGGCACUUGGCUGGUGGUCAAUGUCCCAAGCUUUGCCCCAAUGGCUACUUCCCAAAAUCCCCUGACACAUGCCUUCCAUGUCACCAGUCUUGUCGCACCUGCACUGGUAGCAGCAUCACAGAGUGUGUCACAUGUCUCCCCAAUGGCACCCUCCGUGAUGGACUCUGCGUUCCAUGCCUUGCAUCCCAGUAUUAUUCAGCUGAGGAUGGGAACUGUCAUGAAUGUCACCCAACUUGCGGCACUUGCUCAGGUCCAGAUGAACGAAGUUGCAACUCGUGCAUCCCCACCCUCAAGUUUGAUCAUGUUCAGGGCCUCUGCUUGCCAUGCUGUCAGGAAGUCCAUCUUGGCACUCCUUGUUGCCACUGUGAUCCUCACACUGGGAAGUGUGUGGGCAUAGGCCAUGAGACCAGGUUUGCCCACCUGGACAGUGCUGAAAGUGAAGGUGAAGAGGAUGGAAAGGGAAAUGGAUUGUUUGGAGGUGGAGUUGGAGGUGUGAGUGCCACUGGACUCAUUGUCGUAGGCCUACUAGUCCUCCUCAUCACGACACUUGUUCUCACUCUUGUCCUCCGUGGACGGCGACAGGUGCAAUACGACCGCCUGCCACAGGAUCUGCAGCCAUUGCACUUGGCUGGCCUCGACUGUGAUGAUGAUGAGGAAGAGGACAACACUGGAGAAGGGGACAAAAGUACAGAUGAGCGUUCCAAGUUCAUCCAGACCUGAACACAUAUACAGUUUCUUCCUGUGAUUCCUGCUUUUCCCAAAUACAUUUACUACACCCAAGACAUGAAUAACAGGCCCUCAUGCACAAGAGAGAAAUUGUGACCAAGCAGAAGGGGGCAUAUUUUGAGUGUUUCUGGCUUUCAUCUCCAAAAUCAUAACUUAUUGAGACCCCAUUGCCUAAGAGUUUAUCCUGCACCAUUUGGGCUUUCAUUUUCUGUUUUGUGAAGUCUUUUAUUUUUUCUUGUGUAUUUUGGCAUGAAGAGGGAAGAAAAAUAGCUGAAUGAUUUGCUUAGAUGAUGUCUUUUGAAGCAAGCACUUAACCAUCUACUUACUGAUUGCAAUACCUCUGUCCAAGAUGAUCAAGUUCGUUUUUUUAGCCAUGAAAAAUGGAAAUGGGGUGACUGCAAUCGCAUGCUCAUGAUGCAUUCCAAUACAAUAUGAAACAUAUGCAUGCCUUCUGUGACACUGUUUUGCCUGAUAAUUUGAAAGAAUCCACCGACUCGAUACAAAUAAAGUUUCUUCUUGUGGGAUGAACAGA